This is a messenger RNA of Phodopus roborovskii (desert hamster), 1002 nucleotides long. RefSeq lists its product as uncharacterized. NCBI's taxonomy places the organism in Eukaryota, Metazoa, Chordata, Mammalia, Rodentia, Cricetidae. Gene Ontology annotation, biological process: virion assembly. Gene Ontology annotation, molecular function: zinc ion binding; nucleic acid binding. The transcript is spliced from 3 exons. Bases 1 to 1002 code for a protein of 333 amino acids. The record is from RefSeq and is a predicted model, not a curated record.
AUGACCAGCCGGACCUCCUCACUUUCCAUCCUCCUCCUCCUUACCCCCUUUCCCAGGCGCCGGGCCCUGCCGCUCCAGCUCCCCCCACUGUCAGUGGGUGACCAGAUGCAAUGUUGGCCCUUUUUAGCAUUAGACCUUUAUAACUGGAAGACCCACAACCCUCCCUUUUCCCAAGACCCUCAAGCCCUUACCGGGCUCAUAGAGUCCAUUUUACUAACCCAUCAACCCACUUGGGAUGGUUGUCAGCAACUUUUACAGACCCUCCUCACCACAGAAGAGAAGCCAAGAGUCAUCUUGGAGGCUCGGAAGAACAUACCGGGACCCAAUGGGGCCCCCACGCAGCUCCCCAAUGAGAUCGAUGAGGCAUUCCCCCUGAACAGACCCAACUGGGACCACAACAUACCUGCAGGUAGGGAGCAACUCUGUCUUUGUCGCCAGGUUCUCCUUGCAGGUCUCAAGGGCGCUGGCAAGCAACCCACUAAUUUGGUCAAGGUAAGAUCAGUCACCCAGGGGCCAGAAGAAACCCCCACCAUUUUCUUAGAAAGGUUAAUGGAGGCAUACCGUAUGUAUACUCCUUUCGACCCCGCCAGUCCCAAGUGGCAGGGUAAAAUGAUGAUGGCAUUCAUCAGGCAGUCAGCCCUCGAUAUUAGAAAUAAAUUGCAACGUUUAGAAGGGUUGCAGGAUUAUGCUUUUCAGGAUUUAAUGAAAGAGGCAGAAAAGAUUUUCAACAAGAGAGAGACGCCAGAGGAAAAGGAAGAAAGACUUAGAAAGAUGCAGGAAGAGGAAGAGGAGAGGAUUCGAAGAGAGCAAGAAGAGAAUGAAGAAAGACUAGAUAAAAAGAGAUCCAAGGAACUGAGUAGAAUCUUGGCCACCGUAGUACAAACUAGGCCAGAAGCAGGAAGGCAGGAUAGGAAUCUGGGAGACACAAGACAACCCAAGGUAGAUCAGGACCAAUGCACCUAUUGUAAAGAAAAAGGCCAUUGGGUUCAGAGACUGCCCUAA